GUUUGAGUGAGGCACGGCAGUCGCCAUCUUGGCAGUGAGACAGCAGCUGCAUCAGGUCCGGGAGGAGAUGCCGCAUUUGUACGAGUCCAUGAGCAGUAUGGAGGGAUACCAGCAAGCAGGGCCCACACAGUACCGCUUCUCACCCUACACCUUUAAUGGAGGAACUGUGUUGGCCUUAGCUGGUGAGGACUUUUCCAUUGUUGCUUCAGAUACACGACUGAGUGAGGGUUACUCCAUUCACAGCCGGGACUCUCCAAAAUGCUACAAACUGACUGACCAAACAGUGAUUGGAUGCACUGGAUUCCAUGGGGAUUGUCUUACGCUAACAAAAAUUAUUGAUGCAAGAUUAAAGAUGUACAAACAUUCGAACAAUAAGACAAUGACAAGUGGGGCGAUAGCAGCAAUGCUGUCUACAAUUCUGUACUCAAGACGGUUUUUCCCUUACUAUGUUUACAAUAUCAUUGGUGGCCUUGAUGAGGAAGGGAAGGGUGCAGUGUAUAGUUUUGACCCUGUAGGAUCCUAUCAGAGAGAUGCUUACAAAGCUGGUGGAUCGGCCAGUGCUAUGCUUCAACCGCUUCUGGACAACCAGAUUGGGUUCAAGAACAUGGAGAAUGUGGAACCCAUCCCCCUGUCACUGGAGAAAGCACUGCAGCUGGUAAAAGAUGUUUUCAUCUCUGCGGCUGAGAGAGAUGUUUAUACCGGUGAUGCUCUGAAGAUUUGCAUCAUUACAAAAGAUGGAAUCAAAGAGGAAACAUUGCCUCUGCGGAAAGAUUAAGGCGCAAAACCCUUUCCAUUCAGAACAAUCUUUGACUUAAAGUAGUUACUUUUCCUUUCAUGCUAGUAAUGAACCUAAUGGAAAAUGUUUUUUGUAUGUUUUAUUGUAAGAUACUGAACUAAACUUUCACCAAUAAAUUAAA
Molecule: messenger RNA, 917 nt
Organism: Hemiscyllium ocellatum (epaulette shark)
Lineage: Eukaryota; Metazoa; Chordata; Chondrichthyes; Orectolobiformes; Hemiscylliidae
Gene: psmb1
Product: proteasome 20S subunit beta 1
Exons: 6
Coding region: 68-775 (235 amino acids)
Cellular component (GO): proteasome core complex
Source: RefSeq, a predicted model, not a curated record